This is a messenger RNA of Oncorhynchus mykiss (rainbow trout), 2661 nucleotides long. RefSeq names its product metalloreductase STEAP4. The record is from RefSeq and is a predicted model, not a curated record. Gene Ontology annotation, molecular function: cupric reductase (NADH) activity; ferric-chelate reductase (NADPH) activity. Gene Ontology annotation, biological process: copper ion import. Gene Ontology annotation, cellular component: plasma membrane; endosome. NCBI's taxonomy places the organism in Eukaryota, Metazoa, Chordata, Actinopteri, Salmoniformes, Salmonidae.
AAGCAAAAACACACCGCUCCUCUUCCAACAAAGUUUCCAGCUUGGCAGAGAGACUAAUCCCUUCCCUCCUCAGACCAGGAGCGCAGACACAAAUAGAGACUCAGUCUGUAGUAUCUCAGUCAGUCAGUCAGGACUUUAAUCUGGAUAACUCAGAGGAUCUGCUCCAACUCUGAAUACUAUUGUUUUGGGACAUGUAAUGCAGAAAACAUUUCAUUGCAGGAUUUCAACUACAGUAAGCUGUCCUAGCAUUGAUUGACAGUGCUCUGUCUGGACAGUACUGUAACUCCAUCUAGAGGUGUCUGCUGAAGAACUUAGCGAAGUUCCUGCGAGCUCCAUUUAUGUGAAUGUACUUUUUCUGUGAUUGAAACUUCAGGAAGGCAUGACGGGUCAGGAGAGGAGUGAGGAGAAGAGUGAGUGUGUGUCCCUGUCUCCGAUGAUGGAGGCUGUCCCUGCCCCACCUGAGAGUGAGAGGGUGUGUGUGUUUGGGACGGGGGACCUGGGGCGCUCUCUGGGCCUGCGUCUGCUGCAGGCGGGGUACGGUGUGGUGUUCGGCAGCCGACGCCCCCACAGCCGCAGCAGCCUCCUACCCCACGGAGCACAGGUCCUGGGUCAUGCUGCAGCUGCUCAGUCAGCCCAUCUGAUCUUCAUCGCUGUCCAGAGAGAACACUACGACUUCCUGGUACCACUGGCCAAUCAGCUGAAGGGAAAGGUGUUGGUGGACCUCAGUAACAACCUGAGGAAGAAUCAGUACCCAGAGGCCAACGCAGAGUACCUGCAAAGUCUGGUUCCUGGAGCUGAGGUGGUUAAAGGCUUCAACACCCUGUCGGCCUGGAGUCUGCAGAAUGGACCUUCAGAUGCCAACAGACAGGUGUAUAUCUGCGGGGAAAGUGUGGAGGCCAAGCAGGCAGUGAUAGCGGUAGCCACCAAGCUGGGUUUCAGUGCCCUGGACCAGGGAUUUCUCUCAGUGGCCCGGGAGCUGGAGGACUUCCCCCUACAGCUGUUCCCCCAGUGGAGGCUCCCCCUGCGCAUCUCCAUUGGCCUCAGUGCUGCCUUCUUCUUCUACCUACUGAUCAGAUACGUCAUCUAUGCAUACGUCACCCAGGGCGAAGACAUCUCCUUCAGAAUCAUGGUCUCACUGGCCAACCAGGUGUGUCCCAUCGUGUCUCUGAUCAUGCUGUCUCUCUGUUACCUGCCUGGUGUCCUGGCUUCCUUCCUGCAGCUCUACAGAGGCACCAAGUACAGGCGCUUCCCUAAUUGGCUGGAUCGCUGGAUGCUGUGCAGGAAACAACUGGGUCUACUGUCGUUGGGGUUCGCCUUUCUGCACGUGCUCUAUACACUGAUCAUACCCAUACGGUACUCUGUGAUGUUCUGGGUCACUGAACACACUGUCUCUGUGAUCAGAGAGAACAGGACCACAAUGUUUGAUACUACAACAGCUUGGCAUGACGACUCCUACUUGUCCCUGGGAAUUCUGGGAUUUGGCCUGUACGUCCUAUUGGGAAUCACAUCUCUUCCCUCCGUCAUUAACGCUCUCAGCUGGAGGGAGUUCAGCUUCGUACAGUCCAAGCUGGGUCACCUGACUCUGCUGUUGUGUACGGCGCACACCUACCUGUACGGCUGGAACAGAUUCCUGAGUUCCUCCACCUACAAGUGGUACACCCCACCGGGCUACAUGCUGUGUCUGGUGCUUCCCUCUGUGGUGCUGCUACUCAAGCUGCUGCUCAUAACCCCCUGUGUGGACCGAACCAUCACCCGCAUACGACAGGGCUGGGAGAGGGGGGCAGAUCAGAGGAACCCUAAAGACAGCCAACCACUGAUACCUUAGAGGACACACACACACACACACACACACACACAAAAUAACACCCUCAGUGUGAUGACAGCUUUGUCUUUGAGGCAUGAACUCUUGUUUCUUUGCUAUUGUACCCUCAGAGGUUGGCUACCAUUCAAUCAUCGUUUGCCAUGUUUCUGGGAUCAAAAACCAACAAUAACAUUUAAUUGAUAUGCAGUCGUAUUUAUUUUUAUAUGACACUGUAAACAUUGUUGCAUUUAAUGCAUAUAUUUUCAACCGUAUGUUAACCAGACAUGAGUUUUCUCUCUUACGUAAAGAGAAUGGUGAAAGCUCUUUCUCUCUUAUAUCCUCUCUCUUACUGUACAUCCUCUCUCUUCUUUGACUGACUGUACAGUUAUCCCCGGAUGAAACACAGGUUUCAGAGACAUAUAAAUGUUUUUAAAUGUAUAUUUUGUGUCUGUCUCAUACAUCUCCAGGGGCAGGUCAGACACAUAAAAACACAUCUAUCAGUGUGAUCCUCUCUGGGGCAGAGUGUUAUUAUUUCCUCCAGAAAACAGACUCUCUGAAACCCAGCAACAGGCUUCCCUUUCAUCACUAGAUAGACAGAGUGGCCCACAGUGUCUUCUGUUAUGGGGAGCACUUCCAUUUGUUCUGGAUAUAGCUGGUUGUUUGUGUAGAUGCCAAAUACCUAAAUACAUAGAUUAACUUUUAGGUGCACGCAGAAAGACAUAUUCCCAGAAACAGCUUGUACCAACAUUAAAAAUACAGGAACAAUGUGGAAACAAUGUUGAUUCAACCAGUGUCUGACAAGUGGGAUCUUUUGUAAUAAUUAUUUUUAUUUCAUCAAUAAAAUAAAUGGGUAUAUAUUU